AUGGUCAAUUCAGACAUUAACAUCGCUAGCUUGGGUCAGUGUCACACACAUUCAGGCAGCGACAUCUCUCAUGUCUUGAUAGAUGAGCUACUGGGCAAGGGGCCGUUCCACGCCUUUGUCACAGGAUUAUCGGCUCGGGUACAAGAAGGCAACCUGGAGACCAUGAUUCUUGGUUUCACUUACCGGACAGACUUCCAAUUCGCUGCCUAUCGUCAAAUUCAGCAUAUUCUCGACCCCCACGACAAAGAAGCUACUUCCACUGUGAAGCCAUUCGGCCUCGUGGAAACUCCCAUUACUGCCUCUGAUAAUGAUUUACCCAAAUACACAUCCUCUCUAUUUGUGGAGGCAUAA
Messenger RNA from Penicillium diatomitis, 351 nucleotides. RefSeq lists its product as uncharacterized. The coding region runs from base 1 to 351 and encodes 116 amino acids. The record is from RefSeq and is a predicted model, not a curated record. The transcript has 2 exons. Lineage: Eukaryota; Fungi; Ascomycota; Eurotiomycetes; Eurotiales; Aspergillaceae.